AUGGAACUGGCCAAUGAAACUGAAGUAACAGAAUUCGUUUUGCUGGGAUUUGGAGGUGGACAGGUGAAGCGUUUGCUGCUGCUCCUUUUUUUGACUGUUCUUUAUGUGCUCACUUUGGCUGAGAAUCUGACCAUUAUCACACUGGUGGUUCUAGACUCGCACUUGUCACGACUUCCCAUGUAUCUCCUUCUAAGCACCUUCUCCUGGCUGGAGAUGUGCUACAUGAGUGCCACUGUACCCCGCAUGCUCUUUGAUCUGGUGUCCCCUCAUGGGACGAUCUCUUUCCAGGCUUGCUUCUUCCAGUUCUACAUCUUUUUCUCUCUUGGUGCAACAGAAUGUUUAUUCCUCUCAGCCAUGGCAUUGGACAGGUACUUGGCCAUAUGCCACCCACUGCGCUACCCACAAAUUAUGUCCCAGGAUGCCAGCUGUGCUCUGAUGGCUGCUUGCUGGAUCCUUGGCUUCCUGUGGAACAUUGUCCCAGUAACUGUGAUCUCCAGGAUGUCCUUCUGUGGAUCCAACACCAUCAACCAUUUGUUGUGUGAUCCUGGGCCACUCCUGUCUCUUGCCUGCCCCCCACUUGGAAAUGCUCCUCUCAUCCACCAGGUUUUUGUGAAUGUUAUGGUUUUAGGCAACUUAUUUUGCAUUCUGUUGUCCUAUGGCACUGUGGUUUUCACACUGAUGAAAACCUCUAACCAAGGCAGUCGUAGGAAGGCUUUCUCCACCGUAUCGUUCCAUCUAAUAGUGGUGAGUAUUUUCUAUGGUUCUGUGGCAGGAGUAUACUUAGCUGCUCCAGGUGGAGAAAGCCACUCAGAUGUGACAAAGGCAGCAACACUCUUCUACACUGCUAUCACACCUUUCCUCAAUCCUCUGAUCUAUUCUCUGAGGAAUGAUCAGAUGAAAGAGACUGCGGGAGGUUGUUGA
This is a messenger RNA of Podarcis muralis (Common wall lizard), 921 nucleotides long. RefSeq names its product olfactory receptor 11H6-like. Gene Ontology annotation, cellular component: membrane. The record is from RefSeq and is a predicted model, not a curated record. Lineage: Eukaryota; Metazoa; Chordata; Lepidosauria; Squamata; Lacertidae. Gene Ontology annotation, biological process: G protein-coupled receptor signaling pathway. Gene Ontology annotation, molecular function: G protein-coupled receptor activity; olfactory receptor activity.